Prorocentrum cordatum is the source of this 782-nucleotide messenger RNA. Lineage: Eukaryota; Dinophyceae; Prorocentrales; Prorocentraceae. The record is from the annotation of a GenBank genome assembly.
CUGGUAGGCCUAUAGGGAUGCCGGGACGGUCGGCGUCUGCUCAACUGAUGUCGGGGCCAGCGCUCCCUGCAGGGCUCCCCGGCACGCAGAGGCCCGGGCUUCGCCCCCGACGGCCUGAGAGGCCCGCGAGGCUCGAGGACCUCAGGAAGGGUCAGGCCGUCUACCGGAAGGGCCAGCCCGCCGAGAUAGUCAAGGUGGACUACGAGGUUUAUCCGCCCUCACUCGUGGUAAAGAUGCUCGAGACUGGCAACGAGGUGGGCACCACUGGCGACCACGUGUCUCUGGGCGAGGAGGACUCGUUGAGGUGCCUGUCCGAAGGCGUCCGCCUGUGCCUUGUCGGUGUCAAGAGCAGGCCAGAGCUGAACUGUGCCCGCGGCACCGCCAGGGAGUACAGGGCCGAGGCGGACCGGUGGAACGUGGAGCUGGCCUCCGGGGAGCUGAUCUCCCUGAGGCCGAGGUGCCUCUCCGUGCUGCUGGCGCCGAGCCCGCCGGCCGAGGCGGACGCGGCGCCGCCGCCGAGCCCCGCCGCCGCUCACAUCGGCGGCGAGGCCGCCGAGUCCGCUGCCGCGGAGGCCAGCGCCGAGGAGGAACGGAGGCCCGCAUCCCCCGAGCGGCGGCCGCCGUCCCCGCAGCCGCGGGCGGCCGCCGCGGGGGAGCAGCCGCCGGAACCAUCCCCCCGGCCGGCCGCGGCCGCCGAGGGGGAGCUGCCGCCGCGGCCGCCGCUGGGCGCUGGCGGCAGCGCGGACGCGCCUGGUGCCGCGGUCUCGCUGCGAAACGCCGGG